AUGUUACCAUGUUGAACAAUACUGAUCUUUCCGGCUUUCCGCGUGAAUAAUGCUAACUAAAUUAUGUAUUGUCUGUGAACUUUUAUUUCUAAUUUGCAACAUAAAAUGUUGCCAAGUACACAAAACCAAUGAAAAUCUUUAAAAACAAGAAAAAUGAAUGAAAAUACUGGUGUAAGAAAUAUUUUCCUGAAAGAAAUGGUUUCUUAUUUAUUUUGCCGGCUGAAAUGUUGAGAUUGAGGAGUUAUAAGUGAUGUGCCAUGUUUUAUACUUAUUUAUGUAAGAUUAAAUUGUAAAAUGAUGGUUUCUAAAUUGAAUUGUAGCUGUGAAAUAUUGUGUUUUUGAAUUUAAAAUGUUUGUGGACGUUUUUCGUGAUGUGAUUUUGGAAAUAAAUUAAGCAGUAUGGCGCGAGACGGUGACUUGCCAACUAUUUUCAACCCCAAGAGAGUGCGCGCUCCUUCUGUGAUAAUUACGAGCGAGGAAGUGGUAGAGAGUGAACGAGGUGGUGGUGAUGGGGAUAGGGAUCGUCCGAAUGGUCCCCCGACGCCGUUGAGUCCUCGGGCGCCUCUGACUCCGCAGGCAUCGGUGUGCUCGGCUCCGCCGCUGACCACUCAGCCGUCGCUGCAGCAGGCCUACAGUGAGUCCGCUGCUAGCAGCCAGGAUGAGGAGCGACAGCUGCGUGACAAGAAAUGCCCUCGAUCUUGUUGCUCAAAAUUUGCUAAGAAGAUAUACUAUGGUAUUUGUGUAAUGCUAACACUAACUGCCAGCUGGGUGACAUCCACCCACUGUAUAAAACACAUGUACCUCGAGGAAUAUCCACCAACCACCCAUGGCAUGGUAUACACCACAGAGUCGUCCCCUAUGGUCAAUAACUUUACUAAGCCACAUAACAAUCAUCUGUACAACGCACCAUUCUUUACGGCUUGGUUUUGCACCAACUGGUUGAUAUUCUUUUACCCCCUCUACCUGAUAGUAAUGCUCAUACACAACAAGUGUAAAUCUGCCAAUGACAUUGUGUUCGAUGCCUUCAGUGAUUUUAAGGAGAAGGGGUUCACUUUUGCACGAUUCAUAAGCCGAUGCGGUCUAUUCUGCCUGCUAUGGACGGUCACCAUCUACAUGUACACCUAUGCACUGAAGAUCUUACUGUCCACUGACGUGAUGGCACUGUUCGCCACUAACGUAUCAUGCAUCUACCUCCUCUCGUGGGUCAUACUGCACGAACAGUUUGUGGGAGUCAGGAUCGUAGCCGCGAUACUAUGCGACACGGGUAUCGCUCUCCUGGCGUAUAUGGAUGGCAUUACGGGCAGCUCAACUCUUGGGGGCGUGGUCCUAGCUGCCUGUGCGGCCGCUGGCUUCGCUAUAUUCAGAGUAUUAUUCAGGAAAGUGAUGGGUGACGUGAACUCUGGUCAGCGAGCCCUGUUCUUCUCGAUCCUGGGCAUAGUGAACGCGUCGCUGCUGUGGCCUCUAUGCUUAGCGCUGUAUCUCACCGGCUCCGAGAUGUUACCGUCACAUCGUAUGCCCUGGAUAUAUUUGCUCGUCGCGAGCAUUGCGUUGCUCAUUUUCCACCUCGUGUUUCAAUUCGGCAAUAUCAUCACGUACAAUAUAUUUGUGUCGCUCGCUCUUAUCACCGCGGUUCCCGUAUCAGCAGCGUUGGAUGUCGUUCUAUACGGAGUACAAUUCGAGGGUAUGAACUUGGCUGGACUGAUCCUGAUUGGCGUCGGUUUCUUCUUGGUCAUGUUCCCGGACAACUGGCCCGAUUACAUCAUGAGACUUUUGAGAUGGAGCCGCAGCCGCAAACGCGGCACAAACGGCACGGGCCGCAACCGGGACGCCAUGGACUACCGCACCGGCUACAUCAGGUCGCACCUGCGCUCGCCGUCCGGCCGCGUCAGGUGACCGCCCGAGCCCUAGCAGCCGCUCCUCGUGGUCGCCUGCGCGCCCGGGUGCUACGAGCUUCAGGUCAGGAAGUCGGUUUGAACCGGUUAGUGGUGGCUCUGUUUUGCCAGAUCAGGUCUCUUUUGUCGUACCUAUAGGGUCUUCUGUCAGAUUGAGAUUUCUUUGCCAGAUUAGGUAUUUUCUGUAAUAUAGUGACUUUUUGGUGUCUGUAUGGUUAGGUUAAGAAUGAAUCGUGUUUAAAGUUGAAAUCGAAGUAGAGGAGACAGUUGCCUAUCCAUCAUUUUGAAGUUCAAAAAUUGUGCUGAAAACUGUUUUGAUCUGUUAUCUGUUAUUAAACAAGUUUGCUGUAAUGGCGCAUCCACACAUGCCGCCGGGUUUCAGACCGCCUUGCCGCUGAAUGCAGGCCGCCGGCUUUACUGGCGGUUGCCGGCAAAUUACCACUCCGUAGCGAAGCCGCAAGCAAACUGCCGCCGGCAACCAAAAGCCGCGCGUGCCGCGGCUGAGAUGCGGCAAAUGCCGGCGGGCAUGUGUGGAUGCGCCAUUAGAAAUAAACAUCUGUGAAGUUUAAAAAUUUUUCAUAAUUCUGGAACCACCUACGCUUAUAUAAAAUCUUCGUCUUUUGUACCUAAAUUGGGGGAUUUUAGCAAAGAAUAGGCGCGAUGUUCAAUGCGUUAUCCUCAUUUCUCUUGGAACAUAUUAGAAAAAAAUAUGUUUAUAUCUUUGUUUUUCUGGUGGUUAGUAGUUAAGACCUAUUGAUUUUUAUCGUCUGGCAAACAGAGCUAAGAUUAAGCCGCGAGAUACAUCGAUCGAUAUUACAUAAAAUGUUUUCGCUUAGUCUAGUGGUUACGUAGAUUCGUGUGCGUCUCGGCACGGUAGAAUAAUCGAUUCAUAGUUAAGUUUGCGCGAAAAAUCAUUCAUAUUUUGCUGGUUACAAUUAUAUUUUAUUUCCUAGUCGGGUUAUCGCCUUAUCGUUAGGGCUUACUUUGCCUGACUAGGUUGAAAAUAUUUGAUAAUAAAAUUGAAUUUUGUGAUUUGAAAAAAAAAAGAAAAA
Molecule: messenger RNA, 2944 nt
Organism: Helicoverpa armigera (cotton bollworm)
Lineage: Eukaryota; Metazoa; Arthropoda; Insecta; Lepidoptera; Noctuidae
Exons: 9
Coding region: 400-1893 (497 amino acids)
Source: RefSeq, a predicted model, not a curated record